Phlebotomus argentipes is the source of this 1525-nucleotide messenger RNA. RefSeq names its product acidic mammalian chitinase-like. Lineage: Eukaryota; Metazoa; Arthropoda; Insecta; Diptera; Psychodidae. The transcript has 3 exons. Gene Ontology annotation, molecular function: chitin binding; chitinase activity. Gene Ontology annotation, cellular component: extracellular region. The record is from RefSeq and is a predicted model, not a curated record. Gene Ontology annotation, biological process: chitin catabolic process; carbohydrate metabolic process. Bases 219 to 1382 code for a protein of 387 amino acids.
UGAUAAAAUGCCUUUGAGUGUAUAUAUUGGCGUUCUGCGCUGCAGAAUCUAUCCAAAUGGUUAUCGAGAAUGGGGAAAAAGUUGUAAAAGGAAGUGAUAAGAUAGAGCGAUCUUGAGAUAUUGGACACCAUUAGCGCGCUUUGGGCGAAAGAAGCCAAGAAAAAUGUCUUCAGUUGACCCUCUUCGUGGCUCCAAGAGUGCUGUUCUCUGAGAGUGAAAUGUUGGGCAUUUUGCUCGUCUCUUUGUCCAUUCUGACAGGCUUUUCCUGGGCAGAAAACUGUCCAACAGAGAGAAAUGUUGUCGUUUGCUACUACUCCAGCUGGGCGGUGUACAGACGAUCGCCAGCCACAUUUCGCAUAGAGUACAUCGAUCCCAAGUACUGCACUCAUCUUGUGUACACUUUCGCCGGACUGAAUCUGGACGGAAUCAUGGAUACGCUGGACUACGCGAAUGACAUCACGAACGGCGGAUACAAGAGCUUCACUGGGCUGAAGGAGAAGUAUCCGUGCGUGAAGACACUGCUGGCCAUCGGAGGGUGGAAUGAGGGAUCGGAGAAGUACUCUCUGAUGGUGGAGACUGAGGAGUCGCGAGAGUUCUUUGUGAGUCGCGUCAUGCGAUAUCUCGUGCAGUUCAACUUUGACGGGCUUGACAUUGACUGGGAAUAUCCAGGGCAUCGUGGCGGCAUUCCGGCUGAUAAGGAGAACUUCGCUAAGUUGCUCGCGAUGCUGAAAGAGCGUCUGAAGCCGCGAAAGCGCCUUCUGACUGCCGCCUUAGCCGCCCCAGUUGGCAUCAUAGAAGAGGCUUACGAUGUUGAGGAAGUGUGCAAACACCUUGACCUCGUCAUGAUCAUGGGAUACGACAUGAACGAGGCAAACAAGACGAGCACUCACUCACCUCUGAAGCGUGAAUCGUCAGAAUCAUCAAGCAGACCCACCGUUCACGAUGCCGUUCAGUUCUACACGCGAAAUGGCUGCGAUAAGAAGCAACUCGUCCUGGGCAUUCCUGCCUACGGAAAAUCCUACACGCUGGCAGACAAAUCGAAGCAUGGCAUUGGGGCGAAUGUUGAGGGCCCGGGAAAGGCUGGGCCGUACUUGCAGGAAGCAGGAUUUCUGGGCUACAAUGAAAUCUGCGAAUCCAUGAGCCAAGAUCAGUGGACAACAGUUCAUCUGAAGAACAAUGCCGUCAAAUAUUCCUACAAGGACGAUCAAUGGGUCAGUUACGAUGACGCAGAAACUGUGACGUCUAAGACUCAGUACGCAAAGAGUGAAGGAUUGGCUGGCGUGAUGAUCUGGACGAUAGACACGGAUGACUUCCAUGGCGAUUGCAACAAGCAAGCCUUCCCACUCUUGAUCGCCGCCAACAAAGCUCUUGGGCGCCAAUGAAUUUGUUCAGCUUGAGAUGAUAUAAUUUUCAGAGAAAUUAUGAAAUUCAUUAAAAUUUAUAAUCCAACACACUGAUGUUGAGGUGAAUUUAUCAAUGAACGAUGCGCCAAAAUAAUUGUCAUUGCACAUCUUGAUAGGAAAAA